Diachasma alloeum is the source of this 1431-nucleotide messenger RNA. RefSeq lists its product as uncharacterized. The coding region runs from base 1 to 801 and encodes 266 amino acids. Lineage: Eukaryota; Metazoa; Arthropoda; Insecta; Hymenoptera; Braconidae. The transcript has 4 exons. The record is from RefSeq and is a predicted model, not a curated record.
AUGAUUUCAAUUAUUUUUCGAGUGAUAUUAUUAUUGUGUUCCAUCGAAUCUGUGUUUACGAAUCCCUAUUGUGGAACGAAGGACAUUACAUCACCGAAAUUUAAAUUAUUGAAGCGUAAGGCACGAUCGCAGGAUCACAUACUGACCAGAAGAGAGAUCCCGACAUUGGAGGAGUGCUUGGCGUUUGCUGUUGUGAAAAAAGGCCUGGCUUUCAAUUUUUCUUCGAUGCUGAGGAGAAAACAUUCGAGGAGAGAUGACAUCGAUCGAUUCAAUUGCCAAGUGCUUGCAUGCCCUGGCGUCAAUUCUUUGAGUUCAUUAGUUGAGGAUGAAAAAUUCAAUUAUUACAGUGCUUACUCCCGAAAAUUGAUGCUUGGAAAUGAAACCGCUGUAUGCGUACCGACUAUCGGGCUAUUUGUGCACAAAGAGACACCCCAGAAUUACACAAAUGCUCGAUCAGCCUGCGAGAACAUUGGAGGAAAAUUGUCCAAUGUUAUGAGUGCAGAGAGAACAGCCGGUCUAUCUCCAUUUCUUUUCCGUGGAACGCCAGUGUACGUGGGAUUGAGCAAUCGAGGAAAAGAGCGAUAUUGGAAAAACGAAUUUGGUGACAAACUGGAGUGUUCUGGUGACCGACGAUGGGCCCAGGGAGAACCAACAUCGCGCGGGUGCGUCGGCCUGAUUCGCUCCAACAUUCAUGGGAACAAUCAUACACUCUGGAAGGUAUUCCCAUGUUCUCGACCAUUUCCAUUCAUCUGUGAAAUAUUACCCAGGCAUGCAAGGAUCAAGACGAAAACAUCACGAUAAAAAGUGGUAGACGUAGCUCGCCACAGCCGUAGUUCACAUUAAGAAACCAAAGGAAAUUCAUUGGCACAACAUCAUGAUCAAAUAAAACAGCCCCUUCAAUGUCUCUUGGAUUCGUUAUCUCGCAUGAACAAUCGACCAAAAAAAUACAGGGUUACAUUCUUCUUUAAGUACUUCUAAAUCUCAUCAGUGUCAAAUGCGUUAAAUGCAAUUAUCAAAAUUUUUCAAUAGCUGGCAAUCGAAGGAAUCGAGAUAAACAGAAAUAAUUCCGGUACUUGGCAGUGCCAGCUUACUACAAAUCUUUUCAUCACUAGUGAUUUGUGGAAUGUUACGUUUAAAAAUACAGUACAAAUCGAGCUGUUAAAAUAGUAAAAUCAAAAUACUGGUAUGAAUUGCGUUACAGGUAGACAGUUAUCCAGUACCAUCUAGAUGUUCGACAACGAAUAAAGAUAAAUUUUUAGCUGCUAAAUUCCAAUAGUGAUCUUUCUGUUUCAUUCUGCUGAGAAAAUAUUUCGCAGUUGGGAAUGUUGGAGAAAUACUCAAGGAAUUCCAUAGGGAAUUAAUGUUUAUUGGUUGAUGCACUCAAUUGUUCGGACAGUUGUGCAACUGUUCGUUGUAAUACCGUAUGCUUUU